Colletotrichum higginsianum IMI 349063 is the source of this 3684-nucleotide messenger RNA. Its product is annotated as Hsp90-like protein. Lineage: Eukaryota; Fungi; Ascomycota; Sordariomycetes; Glomerellales; Glomerellaceae. Bases 1 to 3684 code for a protein of 1227 amino acids. Gene Ontology annotation, molecular function: phosphorelay sensor kinase activity; protein binding. The transcript is spliced from 3 exons. The record is from RefSeq and is a predicted model, not a curated record. Gene Ontology annotation, biological process: phosphorelay signal transduction system; phosphorylation.
AUGUCCGAAGCCCAGCGCGAACGCGAGGUGCAGCGAUAUCUCCAGAGUUGGCAAGUCGCCCAGGGGUCGUCGCUCAAUGUCGCCCUCAGCGUCGACAGUAUCGCCGCCCCCGACUUACACGGGAGCGGCUACAGGCCAAAGCCCUCGUCCGACAAGGCUCUGACGGCCUUUGCCCAGCUGGCCGUCUUGCGACUCAAUGUCAAGCGUGCCAUGGUAUCGCUGAUCGAUACCACCACCCAGACAAUCCUCGCCGAGGCCACCCGCAACGUCCAGCUCGGAGACCUCGACGACCUGCAAGACCACCAGAGCGACGGCCUGAACAAGGACGGGGACCAGCCCAGCAGUACCAAUGGUGAUUUGUGGCUCGGCGCCGUCAUCUUGUCACGCCCGGAUGCUGUUUGCGAACACUCUCUGGUGAACACCUGUACCGGCCUCGACCACAGAGGCAAGCCGUAUACCGCCACCGGCCUCAUCGUCAACGACUGCCGUGAAGACUCCCGCUUCUGCAACCGGCCCUACGUGCUGACCGAGCCCGGCGUGCGCUUCUACGCCGGCGUGCCCAUCAUUUCGCGCACCGGCCACAAGAUCGGCUCCUUUGCUGUCUCCGACGAGCGUCCUCACGAUGGUCUGACGGCCGAUGAGAUCCGCUUCAUGCAAGGCGUCGCCCAGACCGUCAUGGAACACCUGGAAUGGGCCCGCGAUCGAGUCGACCGCUUCAAGGGCGAGCGCAUCGUACGUGGACUGGCCACCUUCAUCGAGGGGUGCUCAACCCUCAAUGAAGACCACACGGCGCCCAAGGACGAGCUCCCUCGGAGCCCCUCGACCGUACGCCCCCCCGAUAUGGCCCUCACCUCGACGAGACGUCCCUUGCCACGCUCUAACUCGUACUUCCGCAACGCCGAAGCCCGAGAUCGGUCGAAAGAGUCGUCGACAUCCCGUCAGUCCGAGCCGGCGCCUCCCUUCUCCGAGACGCCACCCUCCCCCAAGAAGGUGCCUCAGCCGAAGGCCGAUGGCCUGUCGAAGCUCUUCAACCGUGCAGCCGAGGUUCUCCGUCAGUCGACCCUCGCCGACGGCGUCGCCCUCUUCGGCGCCACCGCAACGACUAGUGCCGCGCCGGUCAACCGUUCCAGGUCUGGCAGAAACCAGUCUUCCGAUGAGGAGGAUGUCGCUCGACCUGCCACUUCGGGCUCUGGCCUCGACAGUUCCGACUCGGACACGUCGCCGGCUUCGAGACCCUGUAAGAUCCUGAGCUUCUCGGUGGCGGACGAACGUGCGCGCGCCAAAAUCGAACAGGGCCCGGCCUUGUCUCUCGGCAUCCUCGAAAAGUACUUCUCCAUGUUCCCCAUGGGCAAGACCUUUUCCUUCACCGAGGCCGGCAUCGGCGUCUCUUCUGGCGACGACAGCGCGAGCGACAGGGAGACCAUGGGCGUCGACGGCGCCGUCCCCGUCGAUCGAUCCGAGGGCAGGCGGCGAAAGGUCAAGAUGGUCCACGAAGAGCUUCUCAAGAAGAUCCCCGGAGCGAAAGCCGUCGUCUUCGUCCCUUUGUUCGAUUACGGGGAGGAUAAGCUCGCCGGCGGUUGCUUCCUGUGGACGUCGGUGACGGGCCGCAUGAUGAACCUCGACCAAGACCUGUCCUAUCUCCGGGCUUUCAGCAACAGCAUCAUGACCCAGGUCGGCCGCAUCAACAGCCAGAAGAACGAGGCCGCCAAGACCACCUUUAUCGCCAGCAUGAGCCACGAGUUGCGCAGCCCCUUGCACGGAAUCCUGGGCUCUGCCGAGCUCCUUCAAGAUACGAGCACUGAUCCCUACCAGUCCGGCCUUAUCAGCUCUAUCGCCACCUGUGGCAAGACUCUACUCGACACACUGAACCACGUACUCGACUACAGCAAGAUCAACAGGCUCGGCCGGGCACAGAUGAGGAAGCGUGCGAGACAGAACCAGAACAGGCCUGUCGCCAUCACCUCCGACUCGCUGGAAAGCUUGAGCAUGACGUCCGUCGUCGACCUCGCCAUGCUCGUCGAGGAAGUCGUUGAUGCCAUCGCCGCCGGUCACGCUUUCAAGAAGCUAGCAGGCGCCGGACCGUUCGAGGCGCCCAAGCCCAGCAUCAGUGUUAACGAGUCGAAUAACGUCAGGUCGGUAGUCAACUUUCAGCAUCAAGGCUCCAAGGGAUUGGUUUCCGUUUUGAUAGACAUCGACCCAAAGACUCCUUGGCUCGUCAAGACGCAGCCCGGUGCCCUCCGGAGAAUUAUCAUGAACCUCUUCGGCAACGCCCUGAAGUACACGUCGUCCGGUUUCGUCCUCGUCUCCCUCAGCGGCCAAGCGAGGGCCGAAGGGUCAAAGAUUGAUGCUUUGAUACGGGUGGCGGAUUCCGGCAAGGGCAUGUCCGAAGAGUUCCAGCAGACGCGGCUGUUCCUCCCUUUCAGUCAGGAAGACACUUUUCAACCUGGUACUGGCCUAGGGUUGAGCAUCGUCAAGCAGAUCGUCGACUCCCUGCGAGGAAGCCUCGAAGUCAGAUCGGAACAGAACAGGGGCACCGAAAUCGACGUCCAUCUCAGCUUCUCGCCCGUUUCCGACGACGCCGCCCGCGGCGAACCCGACGAUGUGAUGCGCAACGCCGUCGAACAGACCCGGGGUUUGCAAGUCGUCUUCCUAGACGCGGCAGAUGGCUCUAAAAUCGAAUUACAGCCCUUGAGCACGCCAACGGCCAAGUUGACUGGGAUCCUUACCGAGACGUGCACCGAGUGGUUCCAGAUGUCGGUGGCGAGAGAAGACGCGGCGAGUCCACCGGAGGCCGACAUCUACCUGUACUCCGAACCGCCCUCUGUCGAAAUCCUCGAGAAGCGGUUUAGGGACAACACGCAAAGGAGCGUGAGCCGCAGGAAGGCUCCUUUCGUCAUCGUCAGCCCGAAUGCCGAAGAAGCGGUACGCAUUCUGCAAGAGCACAGCAAGCUUUUGAUGGAGUUUUCCGAGAUUGUAGAAGUGAUCCCCCAGCCCUGUGGCCCAAGAAAGCUGGCCAAGGUCUUCACCCACUGCCUCAAGCGUGCCGAAGACAUGAGGGAGAACCACGGUGCAGCAGGAAUCCCAGCCGGGUCUUUGGCCGGCAACGAAAAGCGGACCCACGAGGUUGAAAGGGUUGGCACGCCUCUCCAUCAAGACGCCAGGCUGUCUGAACUGGAACCAGCCAUGUCCGUUCAGCCGCUGAUCAAGCCCCUCGGCGCUCUCGCCGUAUCCCCGGCGCUGAACGGCGGACAGCCAGUCAUCGUCGAGCAGAAGCAACACACGCUACACAUCCUGCUCGUCGACGACAACCAGAUCAAUCUCAAGCUCCUCGUCAUGUUCAUGAAGAAGUGCGGCUUCUCGUUCGAGCAGGCUGAGAAUGGGCAGGAGGCGCUGGACAAGUUCAUCGCGGCCUCGAGCGCGUCGACCGCGGCGUCCGCCAGCAAGCGCCGGCGGUUCGACUUCGUUCUCAUGGACAUCAGCAUGCCCGUCAUGGACGGCUUCGAGGCGACGAAGCGGAUACGCGAGUACGAGCGCGAGCACAAGCUGCAGGCCACGACUGUCGUCGCUCUGACUGGCUUGGCCAGCUCGGAUGCCCGGCGGGAUGCCGAGUCGGCCGGCUUCGACGUCUUUUUGCCAAAGCCCGUUCGUUUCGCCGAGUUGCAGAAGCUCCUGAUGGCCGAGUAG